AUAACUCCCAGCUCUGUUUGAUCCAGAACAAUUUCUCAGAAAGCUCUCAUCAUGUACCUGUUGGUGGUGGUCAUCUCUCUUCUGCUGAGCUCUGUUCCUGCUCAGAGUCGUCCUGUUGAGGACUUAACUGAAAAGAUGUCUGGGAAGGCUGGUAACAUCACUGAAAAAGACAGUAUUUCAGUGUCAACUAUAAUCGAGACCAACAAACAUUCAGGACAGGAAGUUGACGGGGCCUUGAUCACGUUUGGAGACAUCGCCGUACCAAAAGGCUUCCAGAAUGCAGAUCGGUGCACAUCUCGUGGAUGCAAAUGGGAGAGAAGCAGAAAUGGAUUAGUCUAUGUGCCCUACGUAAUCGCCAACCAGUACUCUCCAGAUGAAAGACAAGUGAUUAAACGAGGCUUACGGUCCUUCGCGGACGUUUCCUGCAUUCGAUUUGUACCACAUGAAGGGCAGAGGGACUUUCUCCACAUACAGUCUAAUUCUGGUUGCUACUCAUAUUUGGGGCGCCAAGGUGGAGGACAAGUUGUUUCUCUCCAGCGGCAUGGUUGUGUUUAUUACCGUAUUGUUCAGCACGAACUCCUUCAUGCUCUCGGGUUCCAUCAUGAACAGAACCGCAGCGACCGUGACAAACACAUCAGAAUCCUUUUUGAGAACGUCAUACCUGCACAGGAGCACAAUUUCAGGAGAAGAGACACCAAUAAUCUGGCAACGCCCUAUGACUACAACUCUGUAAUGCACUAUUCUAGGUACGCUUUCUCUAGGAACAAUGAGCCAACCAUGAUUCCCAUUCCUGAUAGGAACGUUGUGAUUGGUAAUGCUCAAAGUAUGAGCCCCAAUGACAUCCUACGGAUCAACAGACUCUACUGCAGUUAAAGUGCUGCCAUGCUGUGUGAUGGAUGUGUUUGAUAACAGUGUUCAUCUUGUUUUUCUAUCUACUGAUACAGUAUUCGUUAUUAAAAGCCUGUCUAUGAAAAUUGGAUAACUGAAUGGGAAGUUUGUUAAAACUUCAACCUCAAAGUCACAUUUCAAAAGGAACUCUAUGGCACCAACCAACAAAGUAAAGAUUUGAAACUAUAUACCAUAGCUUAUCUUUAUGUUUAUUAAAAUGUUUAAUUCAGUUCAACUUGAAAAAUCUAUUAGAAAUAACCAAAUCAAGCACAUUCAAACCUUGUUUAUUUACAUAGUCAGGCUUGUUUUUCCAUAUGAAGGUGAAUAAAGUUGAAUCAAUAUUUUUAAGAAAAGAUUUUGGAACAUAAUGCUUUCGCAGGAUAGACUAAACAAGUUUUGGACAAAAUAAUGUUACCUCUGAGUGAACAACAUAUAAUAUAUUUCUUUUCAACAGGGGUUGGAAAUUAUACUCUUUCUGACCAUUUUUUUUAUUUUAAAGUUACUUCCAUCUGUAAUAGAGAACAUUAGUGGUUACUUCCUCACUAACUGGAAUAGCUUGAAAUUUAGAUAAAGGAAUGCCAUUGUUUUAAGUGAAAACAUUUUUACAUUUAGAGAUAUGCCUAGACCUUCAGAAAAUAUAUUGAGACAGUAUAAUAACUGUAUCAUCAGCAAGCUGACCUGAUUUAAUUUCUCUAUCAUUAAUUUUGUUGUCUAGAAAAGAGUCAAAAGCCAUUGUUUACAUGACCAGGAGAAAUAGAAAGUGACCCUCUGGAGAUGCUAAAUCUAUGAGUAGCUCCUCAUAGAAGUUUAGCUGAACUAAACUUAUAAAGUAUUGACCAAAACCAAACAGGUCUCAAUAG
Molecule: messenger RNA, 1748 nt
Organism: Labeo rohita (rohu)
Lineage: Eukaryota; Metazoa; Chordata; Actinopteri; Cypriniformes; Cyprinidae
Gene: npsn
Product: nephrosin
Exons: 9
Coding region: 52-873 (273 amino acids)
Biological process (GO): proteolysis
Molecular function (GO): zinc ion binding; metalloendopeptidase activity
Source: RefSeq, a predicted model, not a curated record